CCACCACUCCGCCCCCAAACCCGGAAGUAAUCCUGGUAGGUCCAUGUGCACUGUUAGUUUGGAAGGGUUCAAGGGCUUACUGACCAGCUGCUUCCCAGUCUCUAUAAGCGACUGUGACCCACCCCGGAGGGCUACUUUUGAGGGACGCAAAUCCGAAGUUGACCCCGUUGCAUCCCGCCACCCAAGCUGUACCUCAUGGAGUCAACGUUCAGCAGCCCUGCGGAGGCUGUCCUAAAAAGGGAGGCGGGCGUCCCGGGACUGCUCACUCCUCCCGCCGACCUCGACAGAGUAUACGAGCUAGAGCGAGUCGUGGAAUUUGUUCGCGACGUGGGGUGUCAACGGGUGGCCUUGCAGUUCCCUGACCAGCUCCUGGGAGAUGCAGGGGCUGUGGCUGCACGACUAGAAGAGACCACAGGAUCGAAGAUGUUCAUUUUGGGGGACACGGCCUAUGGCAGCUGCUGUGUGGAUGUGUUGGGUGCUGAACAAGCUGGAGCUCAGGCCCUUGUACACUUUGGCCCUGCCUGCUUAAGCCCUCCAGCCCGCCCACUGCCUGUUGCUUUUGUCUUUGGUCAACGUUCUGUGGCCUUGGAGCUCUGUGCCAAGGCCUUUGAAGCCCAAAACCCAGACCCCACAGCACCUGUGGUACUGCUGAGUGAGCCAGCCUGUGCCCACGCUUUGGAGGCCUUGGCCACUCUACUGCACCCGAGGUACCAGGAUCUGCUUGUCUCCAGUCCAGCUCUUCCUUUGCCACUGGGGUCCCCCAGUUCAGAGCCUGGACCCCUGGAGUGUUUUGGGCGCUACUUCCCCCUUGCCCCAGGGAGGCAUCUAGAAGAAUAUGGUGCUUUCUAUGUGGGGGGUUCUGAGGCCAGUUCUGAUACUGACCUUGACCCAGACCUGAGCAGGCUGCUCUUGGGUUGGGCACCAGGGCAGCCCUUCUUCUCCUGCUGCCCAGAUACAGGACAGACACAGGAUCAGGGUGCCCGAGCUGAACGGCUAAGGGCGCGAAGAUGGUAUCUGGUAGAAAGGGCCAGAGAUGCCCGUGUGGUAGGGUUGUUGGCAGGCACAUUGGGUGUGGCCCAACAUCAUGAGGCACUGGCACACCUACGGAACAUAACUCAGGCUGCCGGCAAACGUAGCUAUGUGUUGGCCCUGGGCGGCCCACCCCUGCAAGCUUGCAACUUCCCUGAGAUGGAUGUUUUUGUGCUGUUAGCCUGUCCUCUGGGUGCCCCUAGCCCCACAACCUUCUGGUAGCUUUUUCCCGGCCUGUAUUGGCGCCAUGUGAGUUGGAGGCUGCUUGCAACCCUG
This is a messenger RNA of Castor canadensis (American beaver), 1305 nucleotides long. NCBI's taxonomy places the organism in Eukaryota, Metazoa, Chordata, Mammalia, Rodentia, Castoridae. The record is from RefSeq and is a predicted model, not a curated record.